AAGCUCUUUUCGCGGUCGGUGAAGCUUGAAUUUUGCGGGCAUCUUUACCCCAAACUCUUCAGGUUUCCUAACACUCGUCGCAAGACAUUACCGUCUGGUCAAUUGGCCCGAAACCCUUCCAAAAUGGCCGCUCAACAGCUCACGACGGCAAGUGCCCCGACGGAUAUCUAUGGCGGAGAUGAAGUAUCAGCCCUCGUACUCGACGCAGGCUACUGCCACACUCGCGCCGGUUUCGCAGGCGAAGAUGUGCCCAAGUCCAUCUUACCGUCUUUCUACGGAUCGCUCAAGGACGCCUCGCAACUUCAGGGCGCUCGCGACAUCUUCGGCGACGAGUGCUUGUUACCCCACGCCGAUUUCGAGGUCAAGAAUUACAUGUCGCGGGCUGAUUCUGUAGUCGAGGACUGGGAUGCCGCCUCCAAGAUGUGGGAACACAUGUUGAUUAAGCGUCUGCAACCCGAGAAGGAGACACACCCGUCCAAGAACGGCCUGAACGACCCUGCGGAUGAAAACGGGGAUGUCAACAUGGAGGACGUGGAGAACCAGGAGAAUCAGGAGAAGCCGCUGGCAGAGAGCCCCUUGUUAAUGACCGAAGCGCCUUGGAACGCAGGCAAGGCGAGAGAGAAGGCUAUCGAAAUCGCCAUGGAGAGCUGGGACGUCCCGGCCUUUUGGCUGACCAGAACACCCGUAUGCGCCGCUUUCGCGGCCGGCAAGGCCAGCGCAUUGGUUGUCGAUGUGGGCGGUGCUUGCACCAGUAUCACUGCUGUACAUGACGGCCUGAUUCUCAAGCGAUCGGUUCAAAAGUCACCCGUGGGCGGACUAUGGUUGUCGGCGCAGAUCCGAAGUAUGUGGAAUAGCAGUGAGCCGAAGCUAGACCCCAUGCCUACGUUCAUGGUCGAGAGCAAGACGCCAGUCGAUGCGGGUGCACCAGCCCAGGCCCGAGUCCGCAAAUUCGACUUCGACAUCUCACCUAGCUUCCGCGCUUACGAGGAUGAGCGGCUGUUGACGGAAUUCAAGGAAUCGGUCGUCGAGGUGUGGAGAGGCCCGGGCAGAUACUCGAACCCCGGCAAUGAGGAGCUGGUCAAGACCCAGCCCGGCCGCGUGUUCGAGAUGCCCGAUGGCUCCAACCAGAUGUGGCGAGAGCAGCGGUAUCGUGUGUCCGAGGGCAUGUGGGACGAGACGGCGGCUCUGCCGACAAACGAGGCAGACACCAUCACUAAGGCGCAGACGAUCCCCGAGCUAAUUAAGUCGUGUCUCAACAGCGUCGACGUUGACUUGCGGCCUCAACUGCUCGCCAAUAUUGUUGUCACGGGUGGUGCUAGUCUUGUCAAUGGAUUUAACGACCGCCUGAACAACGAGCUGAUGGCCAUGUACCCAGGCAUGAGGAUCAAGCUACACGCUGCUGGCCUCACGACAGAGCGAAGAUUUGGAGCCUGGAUCGGCGGCAGCAUCCUGGCCAGCUUGGGAACAUUCCACCAGAUGUGGAUCUCCAAGAAGGAGUACGAGGAGAAUGGAGCGGGCAUUGUAGAGAAGCGGUGUAAGUAGUGGUGCACCGAGGCUCCUGUGAGCGAGACUUUGUCAAACCCUCAAGGUCCUUGUGGUCCUCUGCGUUUGCCUUCAUUGCGAGAUUGGUAGGGCGUUAGGAGUUUUCUCGGUCGGCUCUGGUAGCUUCAUGCACCGGUUGAGCAGACCAAAACUGUACGGCGUAGUAAAAGCUUGGGUAUGGCUGAGAGCUUGGCUGGCUGGCUCGUUAUACAUAACAGCAAUACACUUGUCAGGAAUGGCAAGGAAUUAGACGGCCGUUCCAAAACUUGUUCUGGUUCUGCAUGAGCAGCUCAUCGGCAGUAAUCGAUGGCGAAGUAGAGGUAGAGGCUAACCAAUUCGCUCUAUGUGGU
Pseudomassariella vexata is the source of this 1892-nucleotide messenger RNA. RefSeq names its product actin family. The transcript is spliced from 2 exons. The record is from RefSeq and is a predicted model, not a curated record. Gene Ontology annotation, molecular function: chromatin binding. Gene Ontology annotation, cellular component: SWI/SNF complex; NuA4 histone acetyltransferase complex. Gene Ontology annotation, biological process: regulation of transcription by RNA polymerase II. Bases 124 to 1542 code for a protein of 472 amino acids. Lineage: Eukaryota; Fungi; Ascomycota; Sordariomycetes; Amphisphaeriales; Pseudomassariaceae.